AUGUCGAAGCUCGCGCAAAUAUAUAGCAAAAACGGAGCUUUAUUCAGUAUUAAGCAAUUUAAACGUAAUCACAUGCCAGAUUCCACUAGUUUACAGCUAUUAAAUGUUAUUAUUGAAGACAAUCCUCAAGAAUUAUAUUCAAUUUUUUCGGAUACAGGACAGAUUAACGACGGAUUCGAAAUCACAUCAUGCGAAAUACCUUCAAUAUUAAAAUCAUUACCUCCUAUAAUUUCCGUUGCUGCAUUUUUUGGAUCUGUUGAAUGCGUGUCAGCAUUAAUCGCACUCAAUGCAAACGUGUAUGAAAAAGAUAAUGAGAAACGAACUCCAUCCCAUUUCGCAGCAGCAGGCGGAAAAUUGGAGAUAAUUCGUAUCUUAGAUCAAGACGAACCAGAUACCAAUAAAAACUAUCCAAUUCACUACGCGGCACAGUAUGGACAAGUUGAUGCGAUCAGAUACUUUUGGUCUAAAAACCGAAAUUUGAAUGAAACUGGUUUUAAAUUGAAACAAGCAAUACAUUUCGCAUGCUACAACGGACAUCUCCCAGUAGUUGAAUUUUUAUACGAUCAAGGAUGCGAACUCGAAGUUACUGAUGAAGACGGAUAUACUCCUUUAAUGUACGCAUGCAUGGGCGGGCAUUUGAACAUCGUUGAGUUUCUCAUUGACAAGAACGUAGACGUUAAUAAAACGUCCCUGGAAGGCUAUUCAUCCAUAGUUUUAGCAGCACAAAACGGGUAUCUUUCCGUUGUCAAGCUUUUAGUCAACAAAAACGCGAUCUACAAAUACCUAAAGAGGAAAUAUACCCCUUUGGUCGAAUCAGCCGGUGGCGGACACCUUGAUAUCGUGAAAUAUUUCUAUAACCUUGGCGUAGAUUUGGACAUUAAGACUUCAGACGGUGUUACCCCCUUAAUGGCAGCGGUAUUGAAGGGUCGUUAUCCCGUUGUGAAGUAUUUAAUCAAGCAUGGAGCUCAAUAUCCAACGAACAACCCUGAUAAUCCACUCUAUUUAAUUGCCUGCUGCAAUAACUAUACAGAUAUCUUCCGUUUUUUCUUCGAAAAAGGUUUUUUUACGACAUCAGAUUUUUCUCCAGAAAUAAUAUCAGAUUGCAUUAUUAAUUGUUCAUGCGAUAUGCUCAAAUAUAUGAGUUCAAUAGGUUUCAACCUAAUGGGAUCGUUCAGUAUUCCAGACUUUUUCAGAUUUGCAAAUACAAUAGAAAAGAUGUAUUUAUUCACCCAACUUACAGAUCAGGCAGGCUCCACGAAGUUUGGAGUGUGCAUAGAUUACGCUUUUGCCCUUGGAAUGAAGCAGAUUCUACAAUUCUUUAUUGACGAGUACAAAUACGAUUUCAGUAGUAUAAAAUACAACCAAGAAAUUCCGAAAUUGAAGCCGACCAACUUAAAAGAAGCUUCUAUGAUGAUGUUCAAUUUUAUGUUGGAAAAUGGCGGAGACAAGCCAGAUCAGAACGGCCAAUCAGCAGCAGGAUAUUUUGCAAUUAAGACACAUAACCUGGAAAUGAUAGAAAUCUGUUUUGCAAAAGGUGCCGCGAUAUGUCCAAAUAAUCUUCUCGUGGAGAACAUAAUUUCCGCAGCAAUCAAUAAGCAUAAGGAUUCUCUUCUCGAUAAGAUUUUAUCACUUGACAUUGACUUAAACAACGUGAAAUUAGACUCAAAUCAGGUAGAGGAAAGCACGUGCCCAAUGCUUCCAUUAUACAGCUGCACAAAAGCACUCGCUAGAUAUUAUCCGUCUACUAUUGGAGCUCCCCCACGAACGGUUGAAGAAGAUGAAAAAAAUUAUUUAUUAAUUACAAUAGAAAAACUACUUCAACACGGAGCACAAUUUAUUUCAGAGCGCUGCUGUAAUUUAGGACUUGCAAUUCCCAUAAAUUCCGAAGAAUUAUUCCAUUUAGUCGAAAAAUACGCAAAACCAACGAAAGAACUCAUUGUCAAAUACGAUCUACUUGCAAGAUGCGUUUAUAACUACUCCAAACGCUAUUUCGACUAUUUUCUGACCUUUGAUCCACCAAUAAUUCCUUCAAACCCUCCACAAACUCGUCCAUUUUUUAGAGGAAACAGUUUCCCUUCCGUGUUUUUUUCUUUCCGCGAUAGAUUGGCCCCAGAAUUGUCUUUAUACUUUUUAAAAACAUUAUUGAAGCGAUUAGACAAAAUAGAGACAAGAGAAGACAUUAUUUAUGCUUUGUUAUUUGUUGGAUCACUGGAUCUCCUUAAGAUGGCCCAUGAAAAAGGAGUUUCUUUCGAUUCAGAUGAAACAUUUGAAGUUGUUGGGGAUGUAGCGCAAUAUUUGAAGCCAAACAUAUUAGAAUAUAUCAUGGAGAAUGGUUUUGAUCCAUCAAGAAAGGCUGUGAUGAAGAAAUCCGAUGAAUUAUUAGGAGUUUUCGAAUUUAUGCUUCAAAAGAAGAAUACUCCAACACGAGAAGUCUUUCACAUGCUUGUAGAUCAUGGUGCCGAGGUAAACGAAUCUCUAAUUUACUUGGCUUUCGACAGAUCAAAUUAUAUUUUCGCAUGUUUCUUAGUUGACGCUGGAGCCAAGCUUAAAAACCUCAACCAGAUAACCAAGAUCUUCCAGACACCAGAUUCUCUCUAUUUCUUCUCAAGACUCGUUGCAAAUGGCAUGGAAUUUGAAGAAGAGCACUUAAAGUUGGCAAUUACAGACAGAAAUAGGUUUUUAACAAGAUUCAUGUAUAACCAAGGUGUUAGAUUGUCAAAAUCGGAUCCAGCAAGCAAGAUGCUCACAAUGACUUUGAAUCAGAUCGGUUUCGACUCAAAUUUUAUCAAAAACAUCUUUGAAUAG
This is a messenger RNA of Trichomonas vaginalis G3, 2805 nucleotides long. Its product is annotated as protein ubiquitination. The record is from RefSeq and is a predicted model, not a curated record. Gene Ontology annotation, molecular function: protein binding. Lineage: Eukaryota; Parabasalia; Trichomonadida; Trichomonadidae. The transcript has a single exon. Bases 1 to 2805 code for a protein of 934 amino acids.